This is a messenger RNA of Effrenium voratum, 1155 nucleotides long. NCBI's taxonomy places the organism in Eukaryota, Dinophyceae, Suessiales, Symbiodiniaceae. The record is from the annotation of a GenBank genome assembly.
AUGCCAGGAGCUGCCAGGCCUUCGAACGUGCGCCGAGAUCGCGGCAGAGGAGCCAGCAGUGGCACCGACAGCGGCGGGAAGGGCAGCGCGUCUGAGACAGGGGGCAAGGGCACCGUGAGGCGCCUGGGGCGGAACCAGAGCCCCCACUCUGAGAGCUCCACUCCCUCGCUGAUGCCCCCCGUGCCGCCGGCAGCGCAGAUGUGGUCGACGGACGAGAGCAGCUUUGACGAGGCCGGCGAGGACCGUUACCUCUUCGGCGAGAGCAGGGUCAGCGGCUACAUGAAGCGCCGUAGGGCCUCUAGAGCAGAAGGACCGCGGGAAGCUCCGGCCGCACCCUCGCCGUCUGCCUGCGCGUCCUUGCCGGCGACCAGCUCGAGCGCAGGGGCCGAAAGCCCGGGCCGCCACGCGCCCAAGUCGCCCUCGGCCACCCGCGGCUCGCUGCUGGAGAGCCUCAGCGAAGGGGUGGCGAGCAUUUGGCCCCGCGGCGAGCGGAGCUCCCCGCGGUCGCCCUCCAGGGACUCCUUCCAGUCGACGGUGCUUGUCACCAAGGACGGCGAGCCGCCGCCGCAGGAGGGGCUGAAGGAUCUCAUUGAGGAGACGGCGGAGGAUCGGGAAGCGGCCGGAUCCCCACAGGCGCAGGCGAAGCGCAGCAGCUUUCUGCAGGCAGCGGAGCUGGCGCAGAGUUUGAAGAGGCUCUCCUCCGACCUGUCUGCGGGGGUGGUGUCCAUGGCGGAUGCUCUGCGAGCAGCCCCCGCGCCCGAGGCGAGUUGGACGGGUGCGCGGGACCACGACACGGAGGCGAGCGCGAGCUCGAGCGCUGAUAGGUCUCUGAACUUGGAUGCGCUCAUGAACGAGGCGCACCUGCCGUUCCGGCAGCUGCUGCAGGAGGUGCCGGACCCCGAGAACACCCCUGGCGGCAUCCUGGCAUCCUUCCCGCGGCUGCGAAAUUUGCAGACCCAGGAGUCCCGGGAUGACGCCGAACACUCUUUGCCAGGCGACGACGCCAGCGCCAGCGCCAGCUCUUUGCACUUCGGGGCGCAGUCGCCGCUUUUCUCCGCAGUGGUUCGAGCGCGCUUGGCAGCCCACUUGAUCGGCUGCUACGAGUCGGUGACCGGCGAGCUGAGCGGGGAAGAGAUCCAGCUCUGGGAGCGGUGA